Molecule: messenger RNA, 3198 nt
Organism: Phycomyces blakesleeanus NRRL 1555(-)
Lineage: Eukaryota; Fungi; Mucoromycota; Mucoromycetes; Mucorales; Phycomycetaceae
Exons: 19
Coding region: 14-3043 (1009 amino acids)
Biological process (GO): protein sumoylation
Cellular component (GO): SUMO activating enzyme complex; cytoplasm
Molecular function (GO): SUMO activating enzyme activity
Source: RefSeq, a predicted model, not a curated record
CUUUCUUUUCAAAAUGUCCAACAUGAACAUCGAUUCCGAAAAUACUAUUGAUGAAGGCCUCUACUCGCGCCAGCUUUAUGUACUUGGCCAUGAGGCCAUGAAAAAGAUGAGCGGUGCUCAUGUUCUCAUCGUUGGUCUUAAGGGUCUUGGUGUAGAAAUUGCCAAGAACGUUAUCCUGGCCGGUGUCAAGAGUGUUACUCUUCACGAUGAUACACCUGCACAAAUUAGCGACCUGUCUGCUCAGUUUUACCUCAGACCUGAAGACGUUGGCAAGCCUCGCGCCCAGAUCUCGCAGAAAAGAUUAUCUGAGCUCAACCAAUAUGUUCCUGUACAUGUAAUCGAAGGUGCUUUGACCGAAGAAAUCCUGAAGAAAUACAAAGUUGUUGUAGUCACCGAGAGCCCCUUGAGCCAACAGCUUGAGAUCGGUGAGAUCUGCCACGCCAACAACAUUCACUUCAUCUCCACUGAAGUUCGUGGUCUGUUUGGUCGUAUCUUUAAUGAUUUCGGGGAGAAAUUCGAGGUUUUGGAUGCCACUGGUGAGGAGCCCUUGACUGGCAUGAUCGCUGCCGUAACAAAGGACGAAGAGGGUAUUGUGACAUGUUUGGAUGAGACACGCCAUGGCCUUGAAGAUGGCGACUAUGUGACCUUUAGAGAAGUUCAGGGCAUGAAUGAAUUAAACGAUAUCACACCCCGCAAGGUCAAGGUUUUGGGUCCAUACACUUACAGUAUCGGAAACACUUCCUCAUUCGGUGAUUACAAAUCGGGUGGUAUUUUUACUCAAGUGAAGUUGCCUGUCCAUGUUGAUUUUAAAUCUUUCAAAUCGUCCUUGUCCUCUCCUGAAUUCCUUAUUUCUGACUUUGCAAAGUUUGAUCGACCCAUUCAACUCCAUUUGGGAUUCCAGGCUCUCUACAAAUUUGUUGACUCCAUUGGUCGUCUCCCUAAACCUCACAAUGACGCCGACGCCGCUGAAGUCUACAAACUGACUGUCGCUUUAGCUGAAAGCCACGAAGACAAACCCGAGAUUGAUGAAAAGCUUAUUAAGGAGUUGGCUUACCAAGCUGCUGGUGAAAUUUCACCUAUGGUAGCUAUCUUUGGUGGUCUUGCUGCUCAAGAGGUUUUGAAGGCCGUCAGCGGAAAAUUCAACCCAAUUCACCAAUACAUGUAUAUGGAUGCUCUUGAGGCCUUACCUACCAGUGUAGCACGUACCGAAGAACUAUGCGCUCCAAUUGGAUCCCGCUAUGAUGGUCAAAUUGCUGUAUUUGGUCGCGAAUUCCAAGAGAAACUGGCCAAUACCAAGGAGUUCCUUGUUGGAGCUGGUGCCAUUGGUUGUGAGAUGCUCAAGAACUGGGCAAUGAUGGGUCUUGGUACUGGUGAGAAUGGUGGCUUGACUAUCACCGAUAUGGAUACCAUCGAGAAAAGUAACUUGAACAGACAAUUCUUAUUCAGACCUAGUGAUGUUGGCAGCUUGAAGUCUGGUGCCGCUGCCGCUGCCGUGUGCAAGAUGAACAGUGAUUUGGAGGGAAAGAUUACUAUCCACCAAGACCGCGUUGGCCCUGAAACAGAAAACAUCUACGAUGAUGAUUUCUUUGAGUCAUUGACAGGUGUCACAAAUGCCUUGGAUAACGUAGAGGCUCGCAAAUAUAUGGAUAGACGCUGUGUCUACUACCGUAAGCCUCUCUUGGAAUCUGGUACUUUGGGAACCAAGGGUAACACACAGGUUAUUCUUCCCUUCUUGACCGAGUCGUACUCUUCUUCCCAAGAUCCCCCAGAGAAGUCUAUUCCUAUUUGUACUCUUAAGAACUUCCCCAACGCUAUUGAGCACACUAUCCAGUGGGCACGCGAUUUGUUCGAGGGUUACUUUAAGCAGCCCGCAGAUAACGUUAACCUUUACUUGACUCAGCCCAACUUUGUCGAGACCACAAUAAAGCAGGGUGGCAACCAAAAAGAAGUCAUUGAGACUGUUUACAACUAUCUUGUCGCCGACAAGCCUUUGUCCUUUGCUGACUGUGUUGCCUGGGCUAGACUAAAGUUUGAAGAGAUGUACCACAACAAUAUUUUGCAGCUUCUGUUUAACUUCCCUACUGACUCUGUUACUUCCACUGGACAACCCUUCUGGUCUGGUCCCAAAAGAGCACCCGUACCAAUCGAAUUUGAUCCCAACAACCAGAUUCACAUGGACUUUAUUAUUAAUGCUUCUAAUCUCCAUGCCUACAACUAUGGCCUCAAGGGUGAGACCGAUCAAAAUUACUUCCGCCGCGAAUUGGAGAAUGUUAUCGUUCCCGAAUUUAAGCCCAAACAGGGAGUCAAGAUUCAGGUGGUCGAGAAUGAAAAUAUUGCUCAGGAUGACAGUGAUUCGUUGGAUGAUGUUAUCAACAGUUUGCCUGUACCAUCAACCGUUGCUGGUUUCAGAUUGACUCCUGCUGAAUUUGAGAAAGAUGAUGACACCAAUUUCCAUAUUGACUUUAUCACAGCUGCUUCUAACUUGCGUGCUAUUAACUAUGGCAUUGCUCCUUCUGAUCGUCACAAGACCAAGUUUAUUGCAGGCAAGAUCAUCCCUGCUAUUGCUACCACCACAGCUCUCGUGACAGGUCUUGUGUGCAUUGAACUCUACAAGAUCAUUGACGGCAAAGACGAUCUUGAGCAGUACAAGAACGGUUUUGUGAACCUUGCUUUACCAUUCUUUGGUUUCUCUGAGCCCAUUAAGAUGCCAACUAUGGAAUAUAAUGGAAAGGAGUUCAGUCUGUGGGAUAGAUUUGACAUUACAGGCGACAUCACUCUUCAGGACUUUAUUGAUUACUUCCAAAAGGAACAUAACCUUGAAGUCACAAUGGUGUCUUCGGGUGUAUCUAUGCUUUACUCAUUCUUUAUGCAGAAGAAGAAGGCAGAGGAACGUUUGGGAAUGAAGCUCUCCAAACUUGUCGAGACUGUUUCAAAGAAGCCUAUCCCCUCUCAUGUCAAGUCUCUGAUAUUCGAGAUUUGUGCUAAUGAUCCCGAGGGUGAAGAUGUAGAGGUGCCUUAUGUCAGAGUAAAGAUCAGACCUUAAAGUGUAUGUAUAUGAAAUAUUAUAUAUAUAUAUACGUGCUUGUGUGCGCGAAAGCGAGUUUUGGUGCAUUAAAUAAAUAAGUAAAUAAAUAAAUAAAGAUAUACAUUGGAUGAUCCCAUUUCAUCUCGCUCUCUUAUUUUUAUACUAUAAAAUAU